This is a messenger RNA of Moesziomyces antarcticus, 2364 nucleotides long. Its product is annotated as glycosyltransferase family 22 protein. The transcript has a single exon. Gene Ontology annotation, cellular component: endoplasmic reticulum membrane. The record is from RefSeq and is a predicted model, not a curated record. Lineage: Eukaryota; Fungi; Basidiomycota; Ustilaginomycetes; Ustilaginales; Ustilaginaceae. The coding region runs from base 1 to 2364 and encodes 787 amino acids. Gene Ontology annotation, molecular function: alpha-1,2-mannosyltransferase activity. Gene Ontology annotation, biological process: protein N-linked glycosylation.
AUGGCGUCGCCUCACGUUCCCAAGGGCCAGGGCCUGCGCUUCCAGAAGCAGGGCAACGCCAGCUUCGCCAAGGCCACCGCUGCCAAGGAUGCCGCCGCUGCCAACACCCUCCUCGCACGUCGCAACGCCCUCUUCCAGGACUACGCCCGCAUGCACCAGAAGCCCGCCUGGUCACCCUCCAUCUCGGCCGCUUUCCGCUUCCUCAUCAUCAUCCGCGUCUCCUCCGCAAUGUACUCCGUCAUCAAGGACUGCGACGAGUCCUUCGGUUACUGGGAGCCCCUCCACCUCCUCGUCUUCAACCGUGGCAACGCAAAUGCAAACCUCCCUUUCCAGACCUGGGAGUACUCGCCCCAAUUCGCCAUCCGCUCGUGGGCUUUUGUCGCACAGUUUCUCCCUCUUGCCAAGCCCCUCGCUCACUUUGGCGUAGGAAAGCGCCAGGUCUUUUUCGCCGUCCGUCUGCUCCUCGCCUUUGUGUCCUCGUUCGUAGACGCCAGAUUCUACAAGGCCGUCGCAGACGUCUUUGGCGCACGAGUUGGAAGAUACUGCCUCGUGGCGCUUGCCGCAAGUGCAGGCAUGUACGAGGCAUCCGUCGCCCUGCUUCCCUCCACCUUCGUCAUGCACGCCACCACGCUCGCCUUCUCCGCUUGCCUCUACCCGGCUCGCCUGCCCUCCACAGAUGCCUCGGUCCUCAACACGCCCUCCCAGCGACCCUUCCGAUCCGAGCGCCUCAUCCUCGCCACCUCCUCCUUCGCUGCAGGCGCGCUUCUCGGCUGGCCAUUCGCCAUCGUCCUUGCCUUCCCCUUUGUGCUCGAACAGCUCUUCAUGCGCGCCGACGACACCGUCGCCACCGGCAAGUACUCGCACUGGAUCGUGGCCCGCUGGUCCACCGCCAUCGGCGCGGCUGUUCUUGCCGCCCUAGUUGCGCUUCCUGCCUUCGCUAUCGACUCUCUCGCCUACGGCAGGCUGUCUCUUGUGCCGCUCAACACCAUCCUCUACAACCUCUUCUCGCGCACCCGCGGCGCAGGACCCGAGCUCUACGGCACCGAACCGCCCACCUUUUACCUCAACAACCUCGUGCUCAACUUCAACGUGUUUGCACCCCUCGCGCUUCUCUCGCUCCCGCUGCUGCUCGUCACCGCGCGUGUGGACCCCAAGCGCUUCCGACGUCCCGCAGAGGACACCUCCUCCAAAAAGGGAAACGUGGCAGUCGAGCAGCCCUCGAGCCUCUUUUCGCUCGCCCUGCUGCGCAUCGCUCCGUUCUACGUCUGGCUCCUGCUGCUCAGCCUUCAGGCACACAAGGAGGAGCGAUUCAUGUACCCAGCCUACACGCUGCUCUGUCUCAACGCUGCCGUCUCGCUCUACCUCAUCCGUACGCUGGCUGAGCUUGCUUUCGUGCAAGUCACCAAGUCGCCCUACCGUGCUUCCAAGUCGAGCCUCUUCACCACCAUCACCUCGACUCUCCUCGCCGCAGGCAUCCUGCUCGGCGUACUGCGCUCCGUCGGCCAGCUCAACCACUACCACGCGCCCUUUGAUGUGCUCUUCCACUUUGAAGGCUACGAGCUCCCGCGCCUCGUGGCCGACAAGUUCCCCGACACGCUCAGCCCGGCGAUUCAGCAGCGCAUCGCACGCGGUCUCCCCGCAGUAGCCACGUCCGAGGAGAAGGAGUACAACGACCGCGGCUAUGGCGCCGAGAACAAGGGCGUCAGCGUCGACCUCUCGAUCGACCUCUCUCCGCUGGCGACCCUGCAGCAGCCGGUGCGUCUGUGCUACGGUAAAGAGUGGCAUCGCUUCCCGACGCACUUCCUCGUACCCGCUGGGGUCGAGGUCGAGUGGGUACGUAGCGAGUUCCGCGGUAUCCUGCCCAAGCACUUUGCCCAUGCCUCGCCCUCGCCCGCGACCGAUGCCCUGACGCGCGUGCUGGAUGCGUCGCUCGGCUGGGCUUGGCCUUGGUCUUCGACCACGCGCCGCAUUCAAUCCGGCUUCAACGACAUGAACAAGCAGGAGCUUGACCGCUACGUCGACGUCGACUCGUGCGACUACCUCGUCGACCUCGACCUUCCCCACCGCAGCCUUACUGGCGAUGAAUCCGAGCUCGAGCCUCGAUACGCCGUCCAGGCCGACUGGGACCGCGUCUUCUGCACACCUUUCUUGGACGCAGAGUUCAGCCGCCCUGCUGCUGACCCACGCGAUGCGGCGCUCAAGCGGGCCGCACUCAAGGCGGCAGCGGCGUUCCAUCGCGCCUUUUGGCUGCCAAAAGCUUGGCCGGGAAGCGCCAACGUGUACGGAGACUACUGUCUACUCCGCAAUCGUAGCAGCCGCUUCGCUCCCGCCACCACCACUACCACCAACAACGAGCAGGCAUAA